AUGGCCAUGCAGAAGAAGGACAAGAACCCGUUCCUCCCCGAGCGGGGAGGGAACUGCUGGGUAUGGUUUCCGCCGAGAACUGGGAAAGCCGAAGAUCGGCCCUCAGGAACCCGCGAUGCGGCCGCCUUGCCCCACAAUGCGGACGCACACGAGGCUCGGCUGGAGAAAGGCCUCUGGGGCAAGAAAGCUUACCGGCUGGCCCCGGCCACCUUCGUCGCAGACAGCCAGGACGGCACGGCCCUGAUCAAGGAACACGGCAACUCAGGUGGCAUGGCAAGCAUCAAGGUCAAGACUGGCUUGAUCUUGGACUGGUAUGAGGGCCUCCUGGUCCUGGAGGAGUUGAACCGGCGGAAUGAGAACGAGGAUGCCUGUGCCUGGGUCACCGAGCUGCGCGAGACGUUUCAGAAGGAGAAGUCGCAGAGGAACAUCAGCGCCAGCUUGUAUGUCAGCAAGAAGCUGUUGAAUGCUGCUGUCACGGGGCCUAACUUCGUUACACGCGAGGGCCGUGUCAUAGCCCACCGGCGAGCUCCGCUGCGGGAUGAUGGCCAGCUUCCGGAGGCCGACGCGCCGCCACCGGGGUGGUACAAGGUGGAUCGGAUCGAAAGGUACCUCCCGCCCUGGGAGGCUUUCGUCCACCCCAAGUGUGGGCUCUACCAGGAUUUCUAUCUGGUGCAGUGGAGCGUGCCGCUGACGAUGGAGAGCUACGAAGACACCCCCCAGGGCGAGCCUGGUUUUCCAAAGUGCACCUGGGAGCCUGACGAGUGUCUGCCGGAUGACCUCGAUGCUCUGCGCAUCUCCGCGAAGAAGAGGUGGCUGGAGGCGCAGAAGGAGCGCGAGCGCAAGGUGACGCGCCAUCCGAGCUUGCAGACGGAUGACCCCAAGGUGGAAACGCGUGGCACCAAGCGGAUGGCAAACGGAGAUGCUGCGCUGCUGGCGAAGGCAACGUUCAAAGACCUGAGCCGCCUGGCGAUCCAUGGGCUUCGCGAGGAGCUGAAGGUUGAGAUCUCCGAGGAAGACAAGGGCAGAAUCAAGGAAGGCUGGCCCAAGUCUGAAGGGGACUAUGCGCCUGGCUUUGUCCCGGCGAUGCCUCCUGGCUGCUGCAUGCAGGAUUGCCGGUGCAUGGAAGAUUGGCAUGUGGGCGAGGCGGUGGAUCAUGGCAAAGCGUUGGCUUGGCUUUCCCUGAGGGACCAGGCCAUCGCCCGAGCGAUCAACGGCUUCAAGGUCCAGACGCAGAUGCUGAGAGUCAGGGGACAGGUGUCUGGCCAAGCGUUCUUCGAGCCAUUUACGGCUGGCAAAGAACCCCCUGUCACUGGCUUCCAGAGGCAGAGACAGAUGGCCAGCCAGGUGGCCAUGAUCGUGGUCCAAUGCGUGAAGCAGGCCGUGACGCCCUUGCCGCUGGCGGCAGCCCUAGAAGCAGGAGCUCAUGACAUCCUUCGCUCCUUGUACAUCUUGGACGACAGCACCGCGGAUCUGGACAACGAUGGAAACUCCUCAGGCGGUCCGUUCGAACCGCUCCGGUUCGAGAAGCUCGCCGGGCCGGAAUGGAUCCAGGUCAACGAGUCCACGGGGCGCAUUACCACAAUUGCCAAGGACACGCCGCGUGCCUUCAAGGCCGACUCCUUCACUGUUUCCGUGGACUUCUGCGGCGUGGUGAAGCGCUGGCGCCUGGACCUCAAGAUUGGGCCCAACAAGCCCCCACUGCCAGAGAACCUGCGAGCGUGGACGGCCCAAGUGGCGGAUGCCCUGCGCUCGGCACCGCAGCUCCAUGAGAAGUGUUUGGAACUGGUGAAGCAGGUUUACGACUCCGAGACCAGAGCUAUCCGGAAAAAGGCCACGCUGGCACACUGGCUCCGGCAAAUGAAGAAGGUCUACGUCAUGGCCAGGGCCUUCUCCUGCAUCUCCGCUCGAAAGCCACUUCCGCCGACUCCGGCCCGCUAA
Molecule: messenger RNA, 1938 nt
Organism: Symbiodinium natans
Lineage: Eukaryota; Dinophyceae; Suessiales; Symbiodiniaceae
Source: the annotation of a GenBank genome assembly